Messenger RNA from Staurois parvus, 361 nucleotides. Lineage: Eukaryota; Metazoa; Chordata; Amphibia; Anura; Ranidae. The record is from the annotation of a GenBank genome assembly.
AUGGGGCCCCUGGGCAAUAGGGGAUCAUGGGGCCUAUUUGGAAAAUCGGGCAGUGCCCGAGGGCCCAGGGGACUAAGGAGCAUAUGUUCCGAAUGGAGAAAACUGCUUUUGUAGAUUUCUCCAGGUUUUGGUAGUCCUGGAUGGGGCUCCAUAGUUUGGAGACUCCAUCAGGGGCGGACUGACAACUCAUGGGGACCACGGGCAAUAGGAGUUCAUGGGGCCCCUGUGUCCUCGCCCACACCCCAAAAAGCCUAUGAAAGAGCCAAUGAAAGGUACCAGGGGCAUCUCAUGGGGCCCCCUACUGACCCCGGGCCCUCGGGCACUGCCCGAGUGCUCAAAUGGUCAGUCCGCCCCUGGACUC